AACAAGUGCUGUGUCCUUCAGGUGACUUUCAGUAGCUGUGAGGCUCAGUUCCUCGAAGGAAGCAUAUCCCGAUACCGAAAUGAUGAGCAUGGUUGUGAGCGCCGCUGGCGCUCCCGCGCUUCUUACUAGGCCUUCGCGUUCCAUUCUGCCAACCUUCAGGGCUGUCGGCGCUCGCCGUGUGGCUGCUCGCGCUGCGACCCUUGAUAACUACACCGGUGUGGUGUUCCAGCAACCUUUUGAAGAGGCCAAGGCGGAGCUUGCCAUCGUGGACAAUACGAACGCGGCAGUGGCUAGCCUUGCUCGUGUGGACUUCCACCCAGCUUGCGAGGCGGCUAUUAACGAGCAGAUCAACAUCGAGUACACAGUGUCGUACGUGUACCACGCGCUGUGGGCCUACUUUGACCGGGACAAUGUCGCCCUCCCUGGUCUGGCGGCGUACUUCAAGGCUGGCAGUGAUGAGGAGCGGGAACACGCGGAGCUGUUGAUGAAAUACCAGAACAGCCGGGGUGGCCGGGUCGUGCUCGGACCUCUGUCAGUGCCCGACCUAGAUCUCUCGUCCAGCGAUAAGGGCGACGCUCUAUACGCCAUGGAGUUGGCGCUGAGUUUGGAGAAGCUCAAUUUUCAAAAGCUCCGACAGCUGCAUUCUGUGGCGGAUGAGAAAGGAGACGCGUCCAUGGCGGACUUUGUGGAGGGCGACCUACUGGCGGAGCAGGUGGAGGCGGUGAAGAAGGUCUCCGAGUACGUCAGUCAGUUGCGCCGCGUGGGCAAGGGCCUCGGCGUCUACCAGUUCGACAAGCAGCUGGCUGCGGAGGUGGCGGCCGCCGCCGGCCAGGCGUAA
This is a messenger RNA of Volvox carteri f. nagariensis, 838 nucleotides long. It is a transcript of the gene fen1, whose product is annotated as pre-apoferritin. NCBI's taxonomy places the organism in Eukaryota, Viridiplantae, Chlorophyta, Chlorophyceae, Chlamydomonadales, Volvocaceae. Gene Ontology annotation, biological process: intracellular iron ion homeostasis; iron ion transport. Bases 80 to 838 code for a protein of 252 amino acids. Gene Ontology annotation, molecular function: ferric iron binding; ferrous iron binding. The transcript has 7 exons. The record is from RefSeq and is a predicted model, not a curated record. Gene Ontology annotation, cellular component: cytoplasm.